This is a messenger RNA of Coniosporium apollinis CBS 100218, 357 nucleotides long. RefSeq lists its product as uncharacterized. Gene Ontology annotation, biological process: protein import into mitochondrial matrix; protein insertion into mitochondrial inner membrane. Gene Ontology annotation, cellular component: TIM23 mitochondrial import inner membrane translocase complex. Lineage: Eukaryota; Fungi; Ascomycota; Dothideomycetes. The transcript has 5 exons. The coding region runs from base 1 to 357 and encodes 118 amino acids. The record is from RefSeq and is a predicted model, not a curated record.
AUGCCUGUCCCUGUUGGAGGAGGAAUGACGGGUCCGUCGACCUUCGACAAGCUUAAGAUGGGCGCCAUGAUGGGUGGAUCCGUCGGCUUAAUCAUCGGGUUCAUAUUCGCAGGAGCCACGAACAUCAUAAGGUUCGGGCCGGGCCCCAACGGCAUGCUACGGACACUGGGACAGUACAUGUUAGGAUCGGCCGCGACGUUCGGCUUCUUCAUGUCGAUUGGCACUACAAUACGAACGGAGAGCUCGCCGAUGGCAAUGGAGGCAUUUGCACAAGUGCAUCGGUCACGACGAAGACCGAUAGUAAUGCCACGGCAUUAUCCAAGGAUACCGCAGGAUCAAGCGGAGCGGAGGUUUUAA